AUGGAACUAAAUAAACCUCAAUUGCCAAUUGAUAUUCUCGACGAGAUAAUUGAAAACUUAGCGGACGAUAAAGAAACACUUUUCUCAACUCUUUUGGUUAGCAGAGAUUGGUGUCGUACAACUGUCCCUGUAUUAUGGCGGAAUCCAUUUGAAUUAUUGCCAACGACACGGGAACAAGAGCAACACAAAAUCCGAGCUCUAUUAAAAAUAUAUUUCUCGUACGUGAAUAAAGAUGAUCUGGCAGCUGUCAAAGUAUGGAAUGUAAAAAUCCCAAAACUUAGGCGUCCAACAACGUUCGAUUACAUUUCUUGUAUGGAAAAAUUAAAUGAUCGACAUAUAAGUAUGGCGGUUAAUAUCCUGUUCCCGGAAUUAACUGAUGGUUUCGCGUAUCCAAUUGGUCAAAAUAUGGUUUGUUACGCUUUAAUCAAACAAAUGAUUCGUCGUGCUGCCCAUCUACUGGAAGUCUCUCUUUCCACGCAUCAUUGGUCAAUUCUGCCAAAUGAUCACAUUGAAGGAUUUUUUGACACUUUAUUGGAACUUCAUCCGAAAAUACGCAAAUUCAAGUUUCGUAUUCGUAAUUUCGGAUCAUAUGAUUACGAUGAGGACCAUUUGAAAUACGGGAUCUGUGUGGCAAGAAUGAUCCCGAAAUUGAAGCAUCUGGAACAAGUGGAAUUUGCAAAUUUCGAUGUUGGACUCACAGAAAUCCUAAAGACGCUGAAAAGUCGUCCGAAAGCUUUAAAGAACAUUAAAUUUUGGUACUGUUGUUUUUUGGAUGGACGACAUGAAGUGCUCAAAGAUUGGCAGAAUGUUGAAGAAUUAGAGGAAUUUUUGUCGGUUGGGUGUCAUCAUUUGGUGUCAAGUGAAUUGGGAACAUUGGGAGAGAAAAUGCAGUUAAGGAUGAAAGAUAAUUUACGCGUGCAUUUAACCGCGAAACCUAAAAAUCCCGAAAGUGUCGAUUCCGCGAUCACUUUA
This is a messenger RNA of Ambispora gerdemannii, 972 nucleotides long. The record is from the annotation of a GenBank genome assembly. Lineage: Eukaryota; Fungi; Glomeromycota; Glomeromycetes; Archaeosporales; Ambisporaceae.